This is a messenger RNA of Asparagus officinalis (garden asparagus), 2381 nucleotides long. Its product is annotated as BRCA1-associated RING domain protein 1-like. Gene Ontology annotation, molecular function: ubiquitin-protein transferase activity; metal ion binding. Gene Ontology annotation, cellular component: BRCA1-A complex; BRCA1-BARD1 complex; plasma membrane. The record is from RefSeq and is a predicted model, not a curated record. Lineage: Eukaryota; Viridiplantae; Streptophyta; Magnoliopsida; Asparagales; Asparagaceae. The coding region runs from base 64 to 2133 and encodes 689 amino acids. The transcript is spliced from 14 exons. Gene Ontology annotation, biological process: double-strand break repair via homologous recombination; negative regulation of fatty acid biosynthetic process; positive regulation of transcription by RNA polymerase II.
CCUAGCCCUGAUUUUAGAUCCUUGAGCGAGAGUGAAGAGAGAGAGAGAGAGAGAGAGAUUAGAAUGGGGGAUUCUGAGGCGUUGGUUCGUUGCUUGAAUCCAGUGAUUCUCAACCUGCAGAAGAUGGAAUUGGAGCUCAAAUGUCCUGCUUGCUUAAAGUUGUUGGAUCUGCCAAUAAUGCUACCUUGCAGUCACAUUUUUUGCAGUCACUGCAUUCCUACUUUAAUAAAAAGUGGAAGUGAAUGCCCUUCUUGCAAAUUAUCUUUUCUUAAUCAAGAAAAUAUUGCAGAUCUUCGACCUGCUGGCCAUGUAAAGUCACUGAUAAUCAUUUACAAUGAUAUGAAGUCUGCGGUAGCUGCUAACUUUCCUCAGCAAAAGUCUGAAGAUAGAAAUUUUGACAAAAAAGUGCCCACGAGUGAAGGUCCAUCAUCAGACAACAAUUAUGUUAUAGAUAUAUCACAAAGAGAAUUAAUGCACAACAUGGUCAGAGAAAAAUUAUCUGAUCCGCAGCUGUAUACAUCUAACACAAUGACACCAAGAGAAGGAAAGUCAAACGGACCCCCAAUGCAAAGAUCUGGGGAAGAAGCAUUAAUUGAUGGAGGAGAACAGUGUAGCCCUCCGUCUUUUGGCAGCAUUAAGGAUUCAGAUUGUGACAACAGUGAUAAUGGAAGGCAACAUCAAAUCAAGAGAUCCAUUCUCACGGUCAAAGAGAAAGAAGUUGGAAAUGAGCCUAGAGAGCAUGUUGAGACUGGCAGGCCUAAGAGGCAGAAGUUAAACAGUGAGAGUGAUGCUGGAGAUAAAGUUGGAAUAGGCUCUGUGGAGUUUGCAACACCAAACCCUGAUUGUGAACAUAAGCACAGCGACUGCUCUGACACCCAUCCAUUGGAGACUUCUAAAGGUUUAAGUGCAAACAGAACUGUGGAAUGCAUGUUCUGUCAUUCCUUUAAAACCACUGAGGCUUCAGGAAAGAUGCUACAUUUGUUAAAUGGGGAAGGAGUAGGUUUGGAUCAAGCUACACACCCCAAUGUCAUGAAUGUGCAUGAGAAAUGCAUUGAAUGGGCACCCCAAGUAUAUUUCUCGGGCGAGACUGUAAAAAAUUUGAAAAGUGAAUUAGCUCGUGCUUCGAAGAUCAAAUGUACCAGCUGUGGUUUGAAAGGGGCUGCUCUUGGUUGUUAUGUGAAGAGCUGCAAGAGAAGCUAUCAUGCUCCCUGUGCAUAUAACAUCCUAGAGUGCCGCUGGGAUUGUGAAAAUUACCUUGUUCUUUGUCCUGCUCAUGCUUCACAUAAGUUGCCGUGUGACAAAUCAAAGAAAAAAUCUAAGAGCAAUGGAAAACAAUCCCCAGACCCUUCUGGUACAUCAGGAGAUCUGUCUUCAUCAUCAACACCAGAGCAUGGAAAUUUGACAUCAUCAUCUAUCUGGGAUAGACAUUGGGUUUUCUGUGGGUCUGCUCUUUCUAAGGAAGAGAAGGGUCUUGUGGAGAAACUUGGCAGGAUUAGUGAAUCAGAUGUAACUAAUAUGUGGAAGCCAACUGUAACACAUGUCAUUGCCUCUGUCGAUGAAAAUGGUGGAUGCAGCAGAACCUUGAAGUUUCUCAUGGCUAUUUUAACUGGGAAAUGGGUUCUGACUAUAGAGUGGGUUAAAGCUUGCAUCCAGGCUGGGCAUCCUGUUCCUGAAGAGCCCUAUGAAGUCACUCAUGAUGUCCAUGGUUGCUUUGAUGGGCCUAAAAUUGGGAGAAGUCGAGCCAUGGAAAAGGCGCCAAAACUAUUUGAUGGAAUAAGCUUCUACAUUGCCGAUGAUUUCCAGCAACCCGCCUUAAAGAAAUACAUUGAAGAUCUCAUUAAUGCUGGUGAUGGUGAACUGUUACAGAAGAGUGGACUUGUGACCAUCCGAGAAGCCAUUUUAGACUGCGAUAGUGAUACUAUUGUACAACAUUACUUCAACCUUCCGAAAGUUUUCGUUCAUAGUGCUGAACCUCCAGCUACGACCGAAUCUGGAGAUUUCAAUGACGUUCUGAAGCAGAGGUCUGCCGAGGGUGAAGCUUGGGCGCGUGAUAUUGGUGGACAUGUCCUUAGUCAUACUUCUCUUCUGGAUAGCGUAGCCGCCUGCCAUUUUGAUGUGAAUCGAUUGUGUUGAAGUUCGUUGGAAGAGGACCAUAGUAGCUCUAUUUGCCUAACAGCAUCCUAAAAUUGGUUAUUUUUGGGGGGGUUUUCCAAUGUCAUCGUAGCGGUUAAUCUAAGUCAACGAAUUGGAUGUAUUUAUCCACUUGUAUUAUUUUUGCUGGGGUUUUCUUGAGAUGAUUUUAAGCCUGUAGUUCAUUACAGAUAAACAUGCUGUUGGUAUUCUUGACAAUACCAAAACCAAUAAUUUCAGAUGUUCCUCAA